Molecule: messenger RNA, 799 nt
Organism: Bufo bufo (common toad)
Lineage: Eukaryota; Metazoa; Chordata; Amphibia; Anura; Bufonidae
Exons: 2
Coding region: 129-776 (215 amino acids)
Source: RefSeq, a predicted model, not a curated record
GUGUCUAAUUCAGUGGCGGAUUCUCUUUCUCGUUUACAGUGGGAGCGGUUUCGGCUUCUUGCGCCAGAGGCGGAACCGGAAGGUCUGGAGUGUCCGCCGUGGCUGUGGGGGAUCCUGGAGGAGAAGUGAUGGGGAUGUUGAGGGAUUCGUUGAGCCCGGGUACCUGGAGGGAGUAUGGUCGGACGGAGGCGGCUUUGGUAUGGAUUCUGGGGCACUCCUAUGUGUUCUGGGGUGCGAUCAGAGCAGAUGUAAGGCCGAGUGGGCGACAGUUGGGUUUUAGUCCGGAGUGCGCUACGGUCAGGUGGUUAGGGGUUAGAGGUAUGUUGUGGGGUGGUGUUUUGCGGGAGGUGCAUCAUUUCGUGCGAUUGGAUCGCCCUCCGGAUGUGUUAGUUUUACAUGUAGGGGGGAAUGAUUUGGGUAAGCGUCCUUUUAGGGAAUUGGUCCGUGACGUCAAGUUUGACUUGCUCAGGAUUUGGGAGUUGUUUCCGGGGAUCGUAACAGUUUGGUCAGACAUUGUGCCGCGGAAGGUGUGGAGAGGUGCGAGGUCAGUGGAGAGCCUUAAUAAGGCGCGGAUUAAGGUGAACAGAGCAGUUGGCCGGUUUAUGGCAAGGAAUGGCGGUGUGGUGGUGCGGCAUGAGGUGUUGGAGAAAGGCGAGGGUGCAUUUUGGAGAGCAGAUGGAGUGCACCUGAAUGCGGUUGGUACGGAUUUGUGGGCUCUGGGGAUCCAGAGUGGUGUUGAAAUUGCGUUGCGGGUGUGGAGGGACGCGCAGGGUUGAGGUUGUCAAGCUGCGCGUUCUUG